Messenger RNA from Adelges cooleyi (spruce gall adelgid), 3626 nucleotides. Its product is annotated as soluble guanylate cyclase 88E-like. Gene Ontology annotation, biological process: response to oxygen levels; nitric oxide-cGMP-mediated signaling; cGMP biosynthetic process. NCBI's taxonomy places the organism in Eukaryota, Metazoa, Arthropoda, Insecta, Hemiptera, Adelgidae. Gene Ontology annotation, molecular function: heme binding; guanylate cyclase activity; oxygen sensor activity. The record is from RefSeq and is a predicted model, not a curated record. The coding region runs from base 383 to 3118 and encodes 911 amino acids. The transcript is spliced from 13 exons. Gene Ontology annotation, cellular component: guanylate cyclase complex, soluble.
GUGACCAACCUGCAGCGACCGGUGACCAGCCUCGUGUCGCCGCCGGUUCAAUGGUUGACCCGCACAUCUCGAUGACGGUCGUCUCGCCUGCGUUCUUAUAAGCCACUGUUCUACCGUGUACGACACCACCUUCUUGCCCCGCGUGAAUCGCCAUCGAGACUCGCGAGGAUACCAUUUUUUUAUUUUAAGAUCGGUUUCCAAAAAAACCUAAAAAAAAAACCAUGCUUCUGACCGCGGACCCGCGUGUCGAUUGUCGCUCGCAUCGUUAUUGCCGACGUCGCCGACGUUUUCACUAAGUUACCUACGGUAGAAACACCUUUUUUUCUUCUUCUUCUAAACACCCAUUAGCAGAAGACACGGUGUCCACGACAAAUCUAAAACAAUGUACGGGCUACUGUUAGAAAACUUGUCGGAAUAUAUAAAAAAAAUCUAUGGCGAAGAUAGAUGGGAAGAAAUCAGGCGGAUGGCCAACGUCGAGCAACCCAGUUUCAGCGUACAUCAAGUGUACUGUGAGACUCUUAUACCUAGGCUGGCCAAAAAAUCACAAGAAGUAUUGGGCAUAACUGAAAAAGAGUUUUUCGAACAAAUGGGAGUACACUUUGUGAGUUUCGUCGGUCAAUACGGAUACGACCGAGUGUUGUCGGUUUUGGGAAGACACAUGCGAGACUUUUUAAAUGGGUUGGACAACCUGCACGAGUACCUAAAGUUUUCUUACCCGAGAAUGCAAGCACCUUCGUUCAUAUGCGAAAACGAAUCCAGACAAGGUCUUACAUUGCACUACCGGAGUAAACGACGGGGGUUCGUUUACUACACGAUGGGUCAAAUCAAAGAAGUGGCUAGACAUUUUUACCACAAGGAAAUGCGAAUUGAACUUGUCCGAGAAGAAAUUUUAAUGGAUACUGUGCAUGUGACGUUUCAAUUGAAAUUCGACAACAGAGCGUUUACUUUAGCAUCGAUGACAAUGACAAGAGAAGAAAAACACUUACCAAUAAGCGCCUCUGUGCUGUUCGAAAUUUUUCCAUUUUGCAUUGUGUUCAGUUCAAACAUGAUCGUCCAGAGCAUUGGAAACUCGUUAAUGGUCAUUCUUCCAGAUUUGGUGGGGAAAAGAAUAACCAACUGGUUCGAUUUGGUCAGGCCUUUGAUAGCUUUUAAGUUUGAAAUGAUUUUGAAUCGCACCAAUAAUAUAUUCGAGCUAGUCACCGUCCAAGCGGUGCUGUCCAACAGACCUUCGGAGAGGCAUGUGAUACUCAGCGAUGAGUCUUACUUUUCGCCGGAGGAAAACAAACUUCGACUUAAAGGGCAAAUGAUAUACAUGGACAAUUGGCAAAUGAUGAUGUACUUGGGUACACCCGUGAUGCCAGAUCUCAAUGCGCUGGUGACAACUGGUCUAUACAUAAAUGAUCUCUCCAUGCACGAUUUUAGCAGGGACCUGAUGUUGGCAGGAACGCAGCAAUCGGUCGAAUUGAAAUUAGCACUCGAUCAGGAGCAGUUGAAGUCGAAGAAACUCGAGGAGUCCAUGAGAAAAUUGGACGAGGAAAUGAAACGUACCGAUGAACUAUUGUACCAAAUGAUACCCAAGCAAGUGGCGGACCGUCUACGGUCUGGAGAAAACCCGAUAGACACGUGUCAGAUGUUCGACAGCGUUUCUAUACUAUUUUCGGACAUAGUGACCUUUACGGAAAUUUGUAGUAGGAUCACGCCAAUGGAAGUAGUGUCAAUGCUAAACGCCAUGUAUUCCAUAUUUGACACGCUUACCGAACGGAAUAAAGUGUACAAGGUCGAAACCAUUGGGGACGCGUACAUGGUGGUUUCGGGUGCACCGAUGACUGAAGAUAAUCACGCGGAGAAAGUUUGCGACAUGGCGUUAGACAUGGUCGAUGCCAUUACGGACCUCAAGGACCCGUCAACUGGAUCUCAUUUGCAAAUCCGCGUGGGAGUGCAUUCUGGAGCUGUAGUCGCUGGCAUUGUGGGUUUGAAAAUGCCGAGGUAUUGUUUGUUUGGAGAUUCAGUGAAUACGGCUUCCAGGAUGGAAUCCACCAGCGAAGCCAUGAAAAUACAUAUUUCGCAGACAACCCGAGAUUUGAUAUCGGCUUCUUACACAGUUAAAGAACGGGGUGAGAUUUACGUCAAAGGAAAAGGUGCCAUGAAAACGUAUUGGCUUGAGCACAGAGAGAGAAGGCCACCUCUGAGCCGAGUUCUACCACUAGCCAACACGGACUUGCCGGAAUUAGAAUGGGAGAGAAGUGCAGACGCGGUUUUCGACAUCGUUGAACGAAACAACGAUAAUAUUAUAAAUAUGCAAGCAGCGGAGGAAAGAGCUAGAACAUACUCCCCGGUAACUUUCCAAGAAGUAGCCAGGCAUUCCAUAUCACGGUCACCGGUCACCGAGUAUUAUAGAGAGUCUAGAUCGAAUUCGAUUAGCUGCACGCCAAUAGUGUCGCAAAAGGAAUUGCAGCGGUUAUCGUUGUUGAACAGGAGCUCGUCGCCUCUAUCGAGGUUCACGAGGAAAACGGAGCAUCCACAGACUGGCGACCUAUCUUUGGCAGCAGUGCAGAGAUACAGGUACACGAGAAACAGAGGGGGGAGCAUAGAUUCGCAGACAACACCGCAUUCGUCGCCGGAAACGCACAAGGAAAUAGCUGAACGUUGGAUUGGCAUAACCACGGUGGAGGAAACGCAAACCGAACCGCAAACGAUCACUCAGUCGGUGGCUUCCAAGCCCAACCCCGUCUUGGUUCACGUGGCCGACUACGUGUCUUCCGAUUGUUGCAUCGACAGUUUCGACUCGGACGACCAACAGCUAGACAUGACAGCCACGGAAACGUCUUACAACGUCGAGGAUCUGUCACUGUCGCCAUCGCCAGUUCAGGUGUCUUUCGAGUUGCCGGACAAAAAAUCGCCGACGGUUGUUAAGUCCGCUGCAGAAACGGCCCCAGCGGCGGCACAGAUGACCGCGUCCAAGUCGGACGGAGAGAUAGGCGAGAGACGCGACAUAGAAACCGCGACGAGCACCACCAGCUUAAACCGGAAAACCCAAUGUUGUAUGAGCUUCAACAAGGGACAUUCGAAGUCAUCGUCCAAAAAAAGAUCGUUAUCACACUCUUGCCGUCUAGUGUGAUCACCUGAUCCGACGGUAAUCUAAUAAUUGUAGGCAAAUAAUAUAAUAAUAUAUUCUAUUCGAGUCCGUAUACACGAUAAUAAUAAUCUUACUAUUCCUAGUCAACUAAUUAACCGAAAACAAUAAACGCGUUACGGUUCAAAUUUUACUUAUUGAUUCGGUUAAUUCACACCGUCGUUACUUAUAAGUAUAAAUUAUUAUGCAUAAUAUGUAUUUUGUUUUCCUAUGUGUGUGCAUAUUACUUGUUCGCGAUUCGAGUAUUAAUGUAUUACGUUUAAGUUGGCUAUUACAUAUUAUUAUUGUUAAUUAUAUUAGUGUCCUAACGUAGAUUUACAAUAUACAAUGACAUUUCAAUAACGCGCACCCUUUUUUCUAUGUAUUAAUCGACGAAUCCCUACGACCCUAAAGCCAUAUCGAUUCGCCUUGUAUUCUCAAAAUUAAACAUUUAUGUGUUAUAAAAUUAAGAUUAUUGACAUUUUUAUUUCACCUUAAAAUAAACCUCAAUAAC